AUGGCCUUUUUUUUUUGUUUCUUACUUGCCUUUUUUUACCGAAGUUCGAAGUGUAUGUGCUUACUUUCCGUGCUGGGUGAAUAUCGGCAAAUUUGCGAAGAGCUGGGAUUACAGCCGCUUUUGGCGCUAGAGAAAGCGUUUGCAGCAUCUCCCGAGAAGAUCGAUCUUAGUUUACUUAUUGUCUCGUCUAAGCACUUUGAAUCCCUUAUUAAACUGUUGGAGAGACGGGAUGACAUUGAAAGGGUGGAUCUUAGUGGUAUAAAAAUAACUAUGACUCAGCUAGUCCGAUUAUUUUCUGUUUUGAGUGAUGGCUGUGUGAAGGAACUUAUUCUUAGAAAUGUGCAUCUUGGGAUUCAAGGCGGAGAAGCUGUAAGGAAGCUAUCUAUUGCUUGCGAUGACCUAAUUUACGUUGAUCUUAUGGGUACAUUAUUACCUGAAUACUUGGAAGCUUCCAUUAAGACACAAGUGGAAAUGAAUAAUAUUUGUUUUCAAAAGAAAAUGCAAUAUUGGCAAAAAGCUGUGGAACCCGAAGCUCCGAGAUCAUGGCGCUGGCGAGUCGAGUCCUGGACUGAAGAAAACGAAACUGAACCGAAGAAACCAGUAGUAAAAUCAAUGCAGAAUGAUUCCCUUUGGGGAAUUGCACGUUCUGUUAUGGAAGGAGGCGUUCUCUUUACAGAUAAGGAAUUUCCACCUGAAGAAGCCUUGAAAAAUCCUAAUGUAACGUGGAUUAGGGUAAGUAGUCUUCUGACUGAAGCAAAGAAACGCGAAUGUUGUUGUGUGGGAGAAAAGCCCCUAUAUCAUUCUAGGUACAAUGAUACAAAGAAUUUUUGCGCAGCUCUUAAUGUGGUGCAACAAUUUCAUCAUCUUAGCAAGCAACUCUGUGUAAGACGACUUCCAAAUUUGGGACUUUUUGCGUUUUGUUUUUGCAUAAGAUCUUCUUUGGUUACUGUUAUUGUGGAUGACCAAAUUCCUUUUUUAAACGGUGAACCUGCUGGGAUUCAUCACGGUAGAGAUUCUGAUGAUUACUGGGGUUGCUUGGUGGAAAAGGCAUUUGCUAAGCUUUAUGGUGGAUACGAUAAUAUUUCUGGUGUAACUUUUGGUUCUGCUCUUUCGCAAUUAACUGGUGGAAUUACUUUUGCAAUUGAUUGGAAAUUUUUGAGACAGAAAUUUACGGAAACUGAAUUGUUUCGAUUUCUGAGAGAUCUAACAAAUUCAAAAAAAAUUUUAUCUGCUCGUCUUAUUCCUCGUAAUUCAAUGGCGAUGCUUUCUGCAAAAGAAAAAGGUAUUGAACCCUAUAUGUCAUAUGUUGUAGCAGCUACUGAAGCACAUCGGGAUGAAAAGCCACACCCUUCAUAUAUGGUACAGCUUUCGUGUCCAAAUAAAUUAGAGUGUGAAGAUACUUUUUUUAUCUCUUAUUCAAAAAUGGAGUCUGUUUCUGGCCUUCCACGGUAUUGGAUAGGUUUUGAGGAUUUUUUGACGUAUUUUGACAAAAUAUGUCUUCUUCUUUGGCCUCGAAAUGAUCCAUUGACGAAUCAUAAGAAUGUUGUAGAACACAUAUGUGAGUGUUCUGGGGGAACAGAUAGCUCUUCAAAAUUUGCCACGAAUCCCUCUUUUUUGCUAACAAAUAUGGGGAAACCACAAUCUGAAAUCAUGAUUGUUCUGAGAAAAAGCGAUGAUUAUACCGCAAAUCGUUCAGAUUGGAUUCAAUUACAUGUACACAAAGUAAAUGAUAAUGGAAAUGAAAUCGAACGACGGUAUGAUAUAUGUUCAAGAAAUGCUUUGCUAUGUACCGAAAAACUUUAUGAUGAAGAAGUCGCCUUUGUUAUACGUUUAAGAGAAAAUGAACGUUUGCAAAUUACGGCAUCGGCUUCUUCUCGAUGUAUAUGUACUUUAACUGCAACCUCAACGGAUAGAUUUCAAAUAAAUCCUUUUCCAUCUUUUUAUGAAUGUACGAUAGAGGGUGUUUUAACCAAGAGGGAUGUUUUAAAUUCUUCACUGGUCUUAACAAACACUAGCCAAGAAAAGGUUGAAAAAAUUGUGGUGGCACUUUCUCAAGAACCUGUAAGGAAAAGAACUCAUUCUGUCGGUUUGGAGCUUUGGGUAAAUCCAGAUUUUUGUUGUGAAGAUGGUCGUCCUCACUUUGUCACCGAAUUUCGGAGAGAUGUUCUUGUGGUUUUUUGCUUUGAUUUAUGUGUUAAACCCAAUGAUAAAAUAAAUAUUAUUCCAUUAACGAAGAAGCACUCGGAAAAUGUGCCCUUUGCCAUGAGUGUUUAUUCUUCAGUCCCUUUAGAAAGAGAAAACAAAAUGAUCUGA
Molecule: messenger RNA, 2313 nt
Organism: Trypanosoma cruzi
Lineage: Eukaryota; Euglenozoa; Kinetoplastea; Trypanosomatida; Trypanosomatidae
Product: calpain-like cysteine peptidase, putative
Exons: 1
Coding region: 1-2313 (770 amino acids)
Biological process (GO): proteolysis
Cellular component (GO): cytoplasm
Molecular function (GO): calcium-dependent cysteine-type endopeptidase activity
Source: RefSeq, a predicted model, not a curated record